Lagopus muta (rock ptarmigan) is the source of this 2149-nucleotide messenger RNA. Its product is annotated as shematrin-like protein 1. Bases 955 to 1890 code for a protein of 311 amino acids. The record is from RefSeq and is a predicted model, not a curated record. The transcript is spliced from 4 exons. Lineage: Eukaryota; Metazoa; Chordata; Aves; Galliformes; Phasianidae.
GUGAUACUGGGUGCCCUAUGGGUGACUCUGGGUGCCUAUGGGUGAUACUGGGUGUCCUAUGGGUCAUACUGGGUGCCCUAUGGGUGAUACUGGGUGCCCUAUGGGUGACUCUGGGUGCCUAUGGGUGAUACUGGGUGUCCUAUGGGUCAUACUGGGUGCCCUAUGGGUGAUACUGGGUGCCCUAUGGGUGACUCUGGGUGCCUAUGGGUGAUACUGGGUGCCCUAUGGGUCAUACUGGGUGUCCUGUGGGUCCUCAUGGGUGCCUAUGGGUCUUAAUGGGAGUCUUAUGGAUCCUAACGGGUGUCCUCUGGGUGAUACUGGGUGCUAUGGGUGAUACUGGGUGUCCUCUGGGUGAUACUGGGUGCCCUAUGGGUCAUACUGGGUGUCCUAUGGGUCAUACUGGGUGCCCUAUGGGUCAUACUGGGUGCUAUGGGUGAUACUGGGUGCCAAUGGGUGAUAUUGGGUGCCCUAUGGGUGAUACUGGGUGCCCUAUGCGUCCUAAUGGGUGCCUAUGGGUGAUACUGGGUGCCUAUGGGUCCUAAUGGGUGCCUAUGGGUGAUACUGGGUGUCCUAUGGGUCAUACUGGGUGCCUAUGGGUGUUAACGGGUGCUAUGGGUGAUACUGGGUGUCCUAUGGUUGAUACUGGGUGCCCUAUGGGUCAUACUGGGUGCCUAUGGGUCAUAAUGGGAGUCUUAAGGGUGAUACUGGGUGCCCUAUGGGCCAUACUGGGUGCUAUGGGCCAUACUGGGUGCUAUGGGUCAUACUGGGUGUCCUGUGGGUCACACUGGGUGUCCUAUGGGUUAUAUGGGGUGCCCUAUAGGUUAUAUGGGGUGCCCUAUGGGGUUAUAUGAGGUGCCCUAUGGGUUAUAUGGGCUGCCCUAUGCGUUAUAUGGGGUGCCCAAUAGGGUCACACUGGGUGCCCUAUAAGUUAUAUGGGGUGCCCUAUGGGGUUAUAUGGGGUGCCCUAUGGGUUAUAUGGGGUACCGUAUGGGGUCAUACUGGGUGCCUAUGGGUUAUAUGGGGUGCCCUAUGGAUUAUAUGGGGUGCUCUAUGGGGUCACACUGGGUGCCUAUGGGUUAUAUGGGGUGCCCUAUAGGUUAUAUGGGGUGCCCUAUGGGUUAUAUGGGGUGCCCUAUAGGUUAUAUGGGGUGCCCUAUGGGUUAUAUGGGGUGCUCUAUGGGGUCACAUUGGGUGCCCUAUGGGUUAUAUGGGGUGCCCUAUGGGGUCACACUGGGUGCCUAUGGUUUAUAUGGGGUGCUCUAUGGGGUCACAGUCUGUGCCCUACGGGUAAUACGGGGUGUCCUAUGGGUUAUAUGGGGUGAUCUAUGGGUUAUAUGGGGCCCGCUGUGGGUUAUAUGUGGUGCCCAGUGGGUUAUAUGGGGUGCUCUAUGGGGUCACACUGGGUGCCUAUGGGUUAUAUGUGGUGCCCUAUGGGUUAUAUGGGGUGCCCUAUGGUUAUAUGGGGUGCCCUAUGGUUAUAUGGGGUUAUAUGGGGUGCCCUAUAGGUUAUAUGGGGUGCCCUAUGGGUUAUAUGGGGUUAUAUGGGGUGCCCUAUUGGUUAUAUGGGGUGCCCUAUGGGGUCACACUGGGUGCCCUAUAGGUUAUAUGGGGUGCCCUAUAGGUUAUAUGGGGUUAUAUGCGGUGCCCUAUAGGUUAUAUGGGGUGCCCCAUGGGUUAUAUGGGGUGCCCUAUGGGGUCACACUGGGUGCCUAUGGGUUAUAUGGGGUGCCCUAUAGGUUAUAUGGGGUUAUAUGGGGUUAUAUGGGGUGCCCUAUGGGUCACACUGGGUGCCCUAUGGGUUAUAUGGGGUGCUCUAUGGGUUAUAUGGGGUGCCCUAUAGGUUAUAUGGGGUGCCCUAUGGGUUACAUGGGGUGCCUAUGGGUUCUAUGAGUUAUGUGGGGUGCUUUAUGGGGUCACACUGGGUUCCUGUGGGUUAUAUGGGGUGCCCCAUGGGUUAUAUGGGGUGCUCUAUGGGGUCACACUGGGUGCCCUAUGGUUAUAUGGGGUGCCCUAUAGGUUAUAUGUGGUGCCCCUAUGGUUAUAUGGGGUGCCCUAUGGUUAUAUGGGGUGCCCUAUGGCUCACACAUCACGCACCCCAUCCGCCCCCCCUGGGUGCCCUGUGCUCCCUACUGGGUGCUCUCUGCGCCCC